CACGCCAACUCAUUCCCUUUUGAAAGGUGAUCGACGUUAUACGUAUGAGAUAGUUCUUUUUUGUGCCUGAACUUCGAUGGGGGCGGAGAGCAGUGCCUUGCAAGACAGCGAAAUCGGCGAAUUAGUUCCCCAAGCGGGUAACGUAAACUGGGAUCUCCAUGAUGCCAUCAGUGGUGACGGCCAAGACGUGUCUAUAUUUGUUUACAAGAAAAGGGAGAAGAGAGACUUGGACCUGUUAAAACUUAAUUCACAGCACUUGAAAACUCUGCGACAUCCACACAUUCUGCGUUAUGUGGCAUCAGGACAGAACUCAGAUGGCUCAUAUCUGAUGACAGAGAGAGUUGUGCCCCUUGAUGCAGUGCUCUCCUCUCUGACCUUUGAAGAGGUCGUCUCUGGCUUACGUGACAUAUUGGAAGCUCUUAUAUUCCUUCAUGAUACAGUUAAGGUCUGCCACAACAACAUCAGCCUUGCUGCGGUUUUUGUGAGCCAAGAUGGCCGCUGGAGGCUGGGUGGGUUUGAACAUGCGUGUCUCUUCAAGGAUGCCACCCGGGAGUUUCUCGAUUUACACCUGGCAUACAGGUGUGAAAAUGCUAUUGCCCCUGAAGAAAAGGAGAGCUCAUUCAAGGCUCAAACCCAGCAAGGACAUUCUCGAGAUGUUUAUGCUUUUGGAGUCCUUGCUGACUUUAUGCUAGAGUUAUUGGGGGACGUAGGUAGUGCCACGAAGACGUUUGAGUUGAUUAUUCAGGACGAAUGCCUGAGCCCAGAUCCCGGCUCACGACCACAUCUAAGGAGUUUGAUUGAUAACAGCCUGUUCAGAAAUGACUUCAUUGAAAUUCAAGCAUUUCUGAAACAUAUUCCACUGAAGUCAAAACAGGAGAAAGAGGAUUUCUUCAGAUCUGUCAUCCCAAAGCUUCUUGGGUUGCCAGAGCAACUGGUUGCCAGACGACUGGUGAAGCCACUUUUGUCUCGGUUCGUUCUGUUGGAUAAAUCUGCCACAGCGUACAUGGUACCCCAUCUUUUGACCCCUUGUAGAGCUGAAGCACGACCGACCAUUUGCAAGAAAGGGGAGAUAACUCCAGUGUUGACGGAGCAGGUCUUCAAAUCUCACGUGAUUCCAGAAGUGUUCAAGAUAUUUCAUGUUCACGACACACACAUUCGGAUGGUUCUCCUGAACAACUUUGGUUCGUUUGUCAGCGCGUUUGACAGGACGCAUCUAAAGACCUCCAUUAUGCCACAGAUCCUAUUGGGUGUGGCGGAUUCUGAUGACCAACUUGUGGCGGCCAGUCUGCGCGCCUUAGCAGACCUCGUCCUCGUGCUGGGAGGAGAGACUGUGAUUGGGGGACGCAGUAAACAUAUCUUCACAGCAGGCACACCAAAGGAAAUUAAUGAGAGGCUGAAAGAUCUAACGGACCUGAAGAGUGUGAGCAAAACAUUGAGCAAAAAGGUUCUGCUGAAGGACUUGGCUACUGGGGGCUUGAGUAAAAAUGGCAAUCUCAACAGAAUGAACAGUAUCCAUGGCGAUGACCUUGAGGACGAGAAACGCAGGCGUGACCGGGAACAAAAGCAAGAGGAAGCUCGUCUGAGGCGAGAGGAGAAACGGCGGCUUCUGAAGGAGAAAAAAUUAUUAAGGGAGAUAACUGCCAAAAAACAAGAAAACAAAAUUGUCCAGGGCUGGAAUGAUGAUGAAGAAGGGUUGAACAAAAAUGAACUUAAAGAAAAUCGUACUUCCCUGUCACAUGAAAGAAGAGGUUCACAAGGGGAGGUAACUGAUGACGACUCUGAAGUUGAUGGAGAGUGGGAGUCCUGGGAUGAUAUGACUGGGAAAAGAAGUAACAAUGGUGACAGCGAUGGAAAUAUUAGUGAUCAGAUUGAAAACGAACUAAAAAAAAUGCCAUCAACAAUUUCACCGAAAUCUCCAAAAAGCCCAGGUGAUAAAGAAACCUCCCCAGUUGGGUCUGUGAAAAGUGCUUCAAGUGAUACAAAAUUUGAUUGGUCGAGAAAUAGUCAACAUAGUGAGGAUUUGUGGGAGAAUGACGAUAAUCAAGAAAAGACAUCAUCAAGGCAGAUGAAAAGUCGAGUUUUACGCCUUGGAUCCGCAGGCAGAAAAAAUUCAAGUGGCAAAAACGCAGGUGACGGUAGUCAUGAUCUGUCAGUUAGCUCAGACUCGUUCAGAAAAAACAGCAGCUUAAAACUGGGUUCAUCCAGAAAGAACAAGUUGAAAUCAACCCCACCCAAACCUUCGAGACCACUUGGGGCAGAGUUUGACAUUAUGGAAAUUGAAGUGAAAAAGAAAGUGGUCACUGUGGAAGCAGAGCCAGACUUUUUUUCUGAUAUGAUUCCCGAAAUCAAGACUCCAGUUAAAGCUGAUGUUCGUUUACCCAACACGUCACAUUCCAAGGGAAGCCCUGUGGCUAGUAAGGCAUCACCGGUGGCGAAACCUUCUUUGUCGUUCGCAGUGACACAAGACUCCGUAACAGAGCCGGAUGGUUGGGGUGAUGAAGAAUUGAACUGGGACUGGGAAUCAACAGAACAAUAAUACAGACUAAAAGUAAUAAAAUGUUGCUAUGGUAAUGGACACAUUUCUAUGUAAAGGGGGUAAUGCUUAUGGUACAACUGCACAAUUUAAUUAAAAUCGUGGAAGAAGAACACCCAAGUUUAAAUAGUAUGUUUACCACUUUGGUAACAACUGAAAACAAUGGACCAUGUGUAACAUGGGUAAGGUUCUGACUGGGAAUCAGCCAGAUGUGGUUCUGCCAUUUUCCCUUAGUCCUCAAUGUAAAGAACUGAAGUACCCUAAAGGACCAAAAAUUUCGCCCACAAAAGUGUUUUUUUUUUGAGGCAGAUAAAUGUUACAAAAUAUUAUUUUUGGCACUGAAACUUGUGUCUAACCAGUAGAAUAUCACCCCAUGUUCCAAGCAAACCUCGAAACACAUUUCUAAAAUCAGUAGAACUCUCAGAAUCAGGAAAAAUGAGCAUGUUUAGUCAUGGACGAAAUUUAUGGUCAUUUAGGGAACUUCUGCUGCAGCUGCUAAAGUGUGUGAAUUCUUCCGUAUCAAAAGACAAGGGCAGUUCACAGUUAAAAUUCUUGUCUUUCAGUCACUAGGACACAAGACUUUUGUUCGCUUUCUUAGUGGCAAACUUUUUCCAGUAGCUUGCCCAUAUAUGCACUAUUUUGGUGGAAGACAAAUGAUCCUCGUUAAAGAGAUACAGAAUCGACUCUGAUUGGCGGCUUUGAGAGAUAGGCAAGUCCAGGCCUUGAAUUUUUGGGUAUGGUAUAUUUGUUCAUGUGCGACCAAGGCUGCAAUAUUUAACCCAGGAAAACCCAGAUUCCUCGUUCAAGGCCUUGUAGUGAUUAUAUAGUCUGAUAUUUAUUUCGCAUUCGAUUUAAAAUCACGUCUAGUCAUAGUAGCUGUUGCAGAACUAUUCAUUUUGACCACAACGCUUUAACAGGUGCCAAUCCCUGAUCGCCCACCUUUUGUUGACCUUUAGCUGACCUAGUCUUGUAACCCAUACUUAGUGAAAAAGUACUACCGUCUCGUUUGCCAGUUGACUUUUCUUUAUCCAUGUACUUCUUUUUAUUUGCUUGGGUUUGAAACUGCCCCUAUUUCCUGUGAUACUGUAAAGUUUGUAAUUCGACUCAUCAAUCGAGUGGUAAUAGUGAUCGUCAGUACGACGAUAAUAAAAGUGAAUUGAAAAGCAGACAUGUCAAUGUAAAGUUCCAAAGCAAAGUGUAUGGACAAUGCAGGGAAGCGAGGGAAGAUGCAAACGGCUUUUUUUUACCCAGUGUAGUAUAAAUUUCUCUAGACUAUCCAGGAAAAUAUUUGAGUAUUUGACCUUGAACAACAAACAAAUGGAACGAGUAAAUACGGUUACUUGACUUACCACGCGAUCUUUCUUGGGUUGGCUUCACCAAUGACUGGUAUCAUUGUCCUAGGCCUAAAUAAUAAUGUUUUUCGUUGUUAAAGUUUUUGUCAGCUCAUACUGGCUUCCUCUCCGGCCGUACGUGGGAAGGUCUGUCAGCUACCUACGGAUGGUCGUGGAUUUCCCCCUUGCUUUGUCCGGUUUCCUCGCACCAUAAUGCUGUUGUAUAAGUGAAAUAUUCCUGCAUACGGUGAAAAAUACCAAUAAAAUAAAUAAAUAAAUAAGUUUUUGUCAUAGGUGCUUUGUCAUAAAGGCUAUUUCUUAGCCUAUAUUUUGAAUUGGUGUGUGAAGAAAACUCUCAGUCUGGUUCCUUAAGAUCAGCGUUCAAGUUAUGAUAUAAGUAAACAUUCCCUUUAUUUAUAUGUAGUUACAUAUCAUGUAUGAUUUUCCCAAGUUCAGGAAACUAUGUAUUAAUAUUGAAACCUAUGUAAACACUAAAUGCACAGUAUACACAAUCGUGUAUUGUACUGAGCCUAUGAUGGAAUGAUAGCCUGGCAAAGAGUUUAUGUAUGUACUUAAAUACAUAUCUAUACAUUUUCAGAUUUUAUUUAUGCUCUUUACAGCGCAUGCGCCGGUCUCUACGUUCAAUAUACAUCACUGCCACCACUAAACUAAUAAAUUUUAUUCAGAAAUCUUGCGCAACGCUAAAGACACUGGGCCUCGGUGGUCAAGGCCAGUGGGCCUCGGUGAUGAGGCAGGAGAUGUCCGAAAAAAUGCUCUGUCUCAACCGUUGUUUAUACUUCAUACACAUACAUUCUCUGUGUCUAAAGUAUAUGAUUCUAAGGGACACCUGAAACAGUUUUAUCGACGAAUGCUGAGUAUAGGUCGGCGGGAGGAUACUGGCGAUGAGGCUAAGCCUAAACAGACUUCAAAGACGAAGCUUGUCCAGUGGUAUCAGCGUUGUAAAGAGAUCGUAGAGCUGCCGAUGUGAUGUAAGCAAUAUGGUUUUUAGCGGUAAUUGAUAAUUGGAUAUCCUCAAGUGUUAUCCCCUGUAUAUGCAUUUUAUUAAAAGCAAUUUCAAUUGUGAUGCGAAGGAAAUUUUCUUGUAAUCUGUAUAAAUAUGCAUAGCUAUAGUAAAUAAUAAUGGCAGUAAAUUCUAUCAAAACUAAAGUGUACAUACAUUAACAUAUGUCCACUGUUAAUAAUGUGAGCAUUAUUCUGUGUACAGCUUAAACUUUGUAAGCUGUGGACAGUAUAAGGAAUGUGAACAUUAUGUGUACAACAUUGAUAAUGUCAGCCACGGGCUCUGCCCGGUUUCCUCCGACCAUAAUGCUGGCCGCCGUGGUAUAAGUGAAAUAUUCUUGGGAACGGCGUAAAACAUCAAUAAAAAUAAAUAAUAUAAAUAAAUAAUGUCAGCAUUAACAUGGGUACAACAUUAACAAUAUGAACAUUGACAUAUGUAUGCCAUUAACAAUAUACACACUGACAUGUAUGCCAUUAA
Messenger RNA from Liolophura sinensis, 5362 nucleotides. RefSeq names its product protein-associating with the carboxyl-terminal domain of ezrin-like. NCBI's taxonomy places the organism in Eukaryota, Metazoa, Mollusca, Polyplacophora, Chitonida, Chitonidae. Gene Ontology annotation, biological process: protein phosphorylation. Gene Ontology annotation, molecular function: protein kinase activity; ATP binding. The record is from RefSeq and is a predicted model, not a curated record.